UCUCUUAAUAUAAUGUUAAACAUUCAGGGAAGGCUUUAAGAGAAGAGACAGAUGGAGGGGAGGGACGGUGAGAAAGAACAAGUCAAAUCAAACGAAAGAUGGAACGCAGCGAUGGCGAAUAUAAAUGGCAUGUCUAACAAUCUUCAAUCCCUUCAAAACUUGCUUCUUCACAAAGCUGUUUAUGUUGAUGAUGAUUCUUUCUUCAAGGCCUCUCUCACUUCUGAACAAGCUAGAACGAUCAAGAUUCUUGAGCAGCGUGUUGAAAAUUUAGAAAGAGAACUGGACGCUGCCAUUUCAGCAUCUGCCAGAGCGCGUACAGAAAAGAGACAGGCCGAGGCAGGACAGAAGGCUGCUGAAUUACGUGCACAAGAAAUCACAAGAGAACUUGAGAACACCACCAAAGUAUUUGAGCUGCAUAUGGAAGAGUUGCGAGCAAAGCAAGAAGAAAUUUCCAAGCGAGAUAAAGAAAUUAAACUGCUAGAGGCCAUAAUUCAGACACUGGGAGGCAAAAGUCCAAGUUCAACGAGUGGAUAGAGCUCUUAGUUAUAAAGACUCUUUUUCUUCUCACAAGGAUGUAUAACGAAAAGAGAACUCUUACAUACAAUUUUCAAUUAGUGGAAUUGAUUACUUGAUCAGCUA
This is a messenger RNA of Daucus carota subsp. sativus, 639 nucleotides long. RefSeq lists its product as uncharacterized. Bases 52 to 534 code for a protein of 160 amino acids. The record is from RefSeq and is a predicted model, not a curated record. NCBI's taxonomy places the organism in Eukaryota, Viridiplantae, Streptophyta, Magnoliopsida, Apiales, Apiaceae. The transcript has 3 exons.